AUGAAGCGCCGUCCGGAGGUCUUCGAGGGCGUCCGCUGUAUGGUCGCGCCUCAGCCGUUGACGCUGCGAGUGGCAUUCGAUCGAGGCCUGGAGAUGCUGGGGAUUCCGUCAUCGUACAUGGAAGAUCUUGAGCGUCGGUUCUUCCUUCGAACGAGCUGCCGCGUCGAUCAGAUGUCGCCGGUGCCUGAUGCCAAACCUGUGCGAGUGCCGGCGUUCUUGUAUCAGGUUCACGACGACCCCGUUACGCGACCCAGCGACGUCCAGGCUGCGUACGACAACAUCCCAAUCUCAGAGAAGGGGCUACAUUGGAUCCGGGGAACGAUUACGCGAUUGUAUGGGUACAAGUACUUUCAGACGGAGCCGGAUCAGUUCUUGGAAUGGUUUGCACGGUUUAUGGUGUAA
This is a messenger RNA of Colletotrichum karsti, 402 nucleotides long. RefSeq lists its product as uncharacterized. The transcript has a single exon. The record is from RefSeq and is a predicted model, not a curated record. Bases 1 to 402 code for a protein of 133 amino acids. Lineage: Eukaryota; Fungi; Ascomycota; Sordariomycetes; Glomerellales; Glomerellaceae.